ACCUUGCCAUACGAAAACAUCAGUUCGAAUCGUGCUCUCGUGAACUAAAGUCGUACGCACAAAUUAUUCAACAAAAAAAGUAUAUAUUUUUCUUGCCUUAAAAAUGUAUAGAAACGUACAUCUACAUGCUUGUCGCUAUUGCUCGUGCUCGUUGUCACACGACACUGAGUUAUCAACACGAGGCACCGGCUUUUCUGUACUCACCAGAUCUACGCAGACAAGUCCGAAGUAUAGAUACGAAGACUGUGAAGUGGAGGAAUGCUGGUGCUCAGAUCCUAGAUGCUCGUUUCGCAGGGAAUUCCCUGUUUCCUACUCGCAGCGCUCUCGAAAGUCGGAGGAAACGCGGAGUUCUUCCAAGCAAUCUUCGAAUAAACAACGACGCAGCUCCAGAAAAAUGCAUUCUUCGCGGUACUAUGGGAUUCCGAAUUUGCCUCUGGAGUCUGCAGAUGACAAUUAUGUAGACGGAGUGGAAUAUGAACUCAGCCAGAGCGAGUCCAGUGUAUCACCAGUCAGCCGUUAUACGACGGAUGACGCAAAGUCCUCUGACACAGUUAAAUCUACCGGGAAGUGCAGAUGCAAGUGCUCCAAACCAGAACGCCUCCCGAAAACUAUUAGUUCAAGGAGUGCCGAAGAAAUCAAACCAGAACGCCUUCCGAAAACUAUUAGUUUAAAGAGUGCUGAAGAAAUCAAACCAGAACGCCUUCCGAAAACUAUUAGUUUAAAGAGUGCCGAAGAAAUCAAACCUGAAGGCCUCCCAAAAAUUAUUAGUCUAAGGAGUGCCGAAGAAAUCAAAAAGGCGGUUCGAUCGCAGAUUGCAGUGCUGGAGAAAUUGGAGGCAAAUGGGUGCGAUUGUUAUAUUUGUAAGCCACCACCACCAAGUAAAAAAACCAUGUGUGAGUCUUCUUCGGAGUCGAAGAAAUCGAAACCUAGCCAAAGUGGCCAUCAUGCCAAUGACACUGCCAAUGAUUUGGUCAGAACCGAGAUAAUUGAUCCGAUGAUAAGGCGUUUGCAGCGCGUGUAUCUGAACAACAAGAUACACGAACUGGGCAUCCUGGAUAGUCUGUAUGAUAUGAGGGCGCAAAUCAACGAGGUUUAUAGGAACCGUAAUAACUAAUGGGAUUCCUUCUUAUGCUUACACUUGACUAUUUCUUUGUAUAUUUUCUAUAAUUAAAAUUGGGGUAACCGGGGGCAA
Molecule: messenger RNA, 1192 nt
Organism: Drosophila santomea
Lineage: Eukaryota; Metazoa; Arthropoda; Insecta; Diptera; Drosophilidae
Exons: 3
Coding region: 104-1114 (336 amino acids)
Source: RefSeq, a predicted model, not a curated record